AUGGGAGCGCUCGUCUCAAAAAGGGAUGAGUUCUGGGAAACGGCGCCGUCUUAUGAAGGAAAAAAGGAAGUAUGGGAAGCGCUGCGUUCAGCUGCAGACGCUCUGGAACGCGGCGACUUGGAACAUGCCCAGCUUGUCAUAGACACGGCGAACAUCAAAGUUCCGAACGGGAACCUGUCCGAGUCGUACGAUGACCUCGGCAUCAAAUAUUGCAUUCCCGCUUACUGUAUCUCCGCCCCAGACAAUCUCAUCUCAGAAAAGGGAUCAGUCUUCUCGCGCACUUCGAAAACGAAACGAUCACUUGUAAACAACACCACCAAAAUGGAUACCGUGUUGCGUUUGCGCCUUUCCACCGAAAACGAAAAGACAUUUGAUUUCGACGUAAGUUCGAAGGAGCUAGUCCAGAGUGCUAAAUUGCGGCUCCAGAACGAACGCGAUAUCAAAGGUCAGCAGCGCUGGUUCUGUCAGGGCAGAGUGUUAGUGGACAAUCAAACGAUCACUCAGGCGCGCAUCCCGGAAGGCUUCGUGAUUCAAGUUAUUCUUAUUCCAAAACUGUAA
This is a messenger RNA of Oikopleura dioica, 558 nucleotides long. NCBI's taxonomy places the organism in Eukaryota, Metazoa, Chordata, Appendicularia, Copelata, Oikopleuridae. The record is from the annotation of a GenBank genome assembly.